ACACGCUCGAUGCAUAUCAGUGUGUUGUCAGCUGACCAUGAGUACGGUAGUCACUAAACAUGCUAAAUAGUGCCAGUGGUUGAUAAAUUCUGCAAAAAGAAGACCCGAAAAGUGGUUGUCCUUUGCAUAAAAAAUUUCCCGUAAGCCAGCAAAGUGUCCGGGACACUGUGUUGCAUGAUCAUGCCGUUACCUGGGGAAGAUGAAGGAUUCAGCACGGGCGGCCAAAUCGACGCCAUGGUGAUGGCCAUGAUUGAUACAGCUUACGACAAGAAUAUGGGCGUGCGGACCAUCAUUGCCACGUCGCUGGUCAACAUCGGCAAGAAGAAGCCGGGAUUGGUGCUGCAUUCAUGCCACAACUACCUGCGGAAACACAGCAAGCUCCAGAGGGACCAUCGAGUGGUGAUCCUGCAGACCAUGGAGCGCAUCUUGAAGGAGACCCUGGACAGAGUACCGCUGCCUCUCAUCCCAGACCUGGUCAAGCUGGCGUCGGAUGAACUCACUGCUACCAAGGAUACCAUCGAGAAACUGGCAAUGUUAUGGAAAGACAAAGCAACAAAGAAUUUGGGGGAAGUUCAGCCGGAAUGGCAGACCGCAGCCAGCGGGGUCCUGGUGGCUCUCGGUCACAAGUACUGCAAUGAGGUCAUGGAGGAACUGGUCCGCAAGUUCCAACCGGGGACCCUGCCGCACUUCUUUGUUGUCCAGACAAUGGCGAACCUGGCCACGGCAAACAGUUUUGGCUUCGUUCCAUUUCUCACAGCCACCCUAGGAACCCUGCUGCCAAUGCUGGGCAUGGCCAAACAGGAUAACAUGAAGUGGGUCUGUGUGCACGCACUGGCUCGAUUCAGUGAGAGUAUCGAAGACUACGUGGCCAACAUUGAGAAUGCACCCGACUCCACCAUCAACAAGGCAACCUAUUCCACGCAGAUCUUCACUGCCUUUGACCACAUUUUCAACGCUUGGCAACAGUCAAAAGAAGCCAAGCUUCGUUUGAUGGUUGUGGAGGCGUUGGGCCACAUGUCCAAGAUCAUCCUACAGGAGCGUUUAGAGGAGCAGGUCCCUAAAUUGAUUCCCACCAUCCUGAACAUGUACAAGAAACAUCCAGAGCCAUUCUUCAUAACUCAGGGUUUGUGUAUGAUUCUUGAGUCGGCCGUUGCUAAUGGCAGCACCAUGCUUGAGGCUCAGCUGGAGACGAUACUGAACACACUACAUGCCCAGGUGUGCGUCCCACCUGAUUUCAACCACCCCUUGACGAUGAAGAAUCACAACGAGGUGCUUCGCUGCUUUGCCGUGGUCGCUCGCUCCUUCUCAGAUCGAGUUGUCGCCUACCUCCUGCAGAAACUAGAAGGCAACGAAAGGAUCCGCAUCGGCACACUAGGAGUCUUCAAGCAACUCAUUAACUCUAAUGGACCUCAUAUGGACAACAAAAAGUCUCUGGUGCUGUCAGGACUGAGGAUCAUAUUAGCAGAUCAGAGCAACAAGGUGAAGAAGAUCUUUGCCCAGGUAGUGAUUGCGAUGGCCCACCAUGGCUACCUAGAAUUGGAGGGCGGUAACCUCAUGAUAGAGUUUGUUGUCAAGCAGUGUGCGCUGCAGCCCAAUGACGUCGUGCAAACCAGCAAAAAAGAAAAAGUUGAUCCCGAUCCAGUCAACAGUGCUGCAUUGCGAGCCAUGUGUGAUAACGUCAUACACCUCAUUACAACCACCGUCGUCGACAUGGAAUCGGUUUUGUGGCCCUUCCUGUUAGAGUUCAUAGUUCAGCCCCAGUACACCGACGCCAUGGGUACGCUGUGCCAGAGCCUCGCGUUCAUCGGAGCCAAGAAACGCGACGAAGAAACGGACGACUACAAGCUGCUGUACGAAGAACUGAGCAGCCUGCCCAAACCCAACAUUCUCGUGGCUAGGCUAAUGGUCAUGGCUGGUCGACCAGACAACGGACGCAAGCGGGGUAUCCACGUCCUGAAGCUGAUGUUAGCGAUGUCGCCAAACAUUCACGACGCAGUGGUGGACAUGUGGGAUGCUGUCAUACCCAAACUCAUUCAGUACAUAGAAGAAAAUCUCGAUGACGAAGACAAGUGGAGCCAGAAAUCCUGGGAAGAUUUGCUCCUGAAGUUGCUGUCUAAGACUCUGGAUGUCGUUGAGGAGGAGGAGUGGCAUUGUGAUAUCGGAGCAGCCCUUGGAGAUCACAUCCCUUUGUACCAAGAGAUGCCUGAGGAAAAGAACUUCUUGUACAAGUGUCUUGGUGUAGUGAUGAGAAAAGUGAAAAACACGCAGUUUGUGCAGAAACAUCUGGACAUCAUGUUCUCAUCGGUCCGUCACAACAACCACUUGGAGAGAGAAGGUUGUGCCUAUGGUCUAGGAUUCUGCGCCUCGUCCCACCUGGACAUUGCGCUGGCCAAACUGGAGAGCGUGACCAAAAUGGACAUGGCCCGCAAGUCCACCGGUUUCUUCGGACUGGUCAAGAGCCAGGGAUUGUUCUCAGAUAAAACUGAAGCGGACGUGGAGAGAAUCAAGAGCACCGUCAUGCUUUGCUAUGGCUACCUGACACUGUUUGCUCCCAGCGACAUCAUAGCGUCUCGAGUGGAGGCUAACAUCCUGAGGAACAUCAACCCGCACUUUGCACAUGUCAAGGACACGGCAGUCAAGCAGAACCUCAUCCGAGCGGUAGACCUGAUCGGCAAGGCCCUCCACCCAGACCAUCUCAAGCGUAACUACUCCUUCAGUAAGAAGACGGAGCUACUGAACCACAUGUUGAGUUACAUGAAGACAGAGAGUACUAAGGAGUUACAUAACGAGACCAGGAGCCUUGCCAUGCAGUCCUGUGCUACCUUAGUUAAACUGGAGCCCCACCUGAACGACGCUGACACCUUCGACCUGAUCAAGGUCAGCGUGGAGUGCAUGUUCAAGUUACCGGUGGGGCUGCUGGUACCCGGCAAGGGCAAGGAAGAAGUGAAGGAAGAGCAGGUGCGACAGAACGAAUCCCUGGUCAAGACGUCGUUCAGCAGUCUGCAUGAUCUGCUGUCGGAGAUCCUACGCAAGGACCUGACCCCGCAGGGAUUCCUGAAUGUCUUCAAGCAUCUAGAGCCAUGGAUGGUGUCGGUGCAGGAUCAUGAGAGGCAACGAUCGGUCACCGCGACGCUCAUCUUGCUGAAAUUCUACCUGAAUAAUGUGACAGACAUGAGCGCAGGUAGCGGAUCGUUUACCAACAUGGGGACGUUGAUCGGUCGACUGGUACCCCGCUGUUCGGACCCGGACCUCACCGUGAGAGAGAACACCGUGCAAGCCAUUCAGAUUAUCCUCCGCAUCGAUCUGUUAUAUCAAGGCAAGACUGCAUCAUUCCAGGAUCCGGUUAUUGAAGCACUGACUGUAAUCAGGGAAAGAGCCGCACAGACUGACCCUAAUGUACUCUACAGCCUAGUCAAUGACCUCUCCAAGGCCCUUGCCAAGAAAAUCCCCUCAGAGCAGCUCAAACCUUUCAUCUAUAUGCUGAUAGAGGGCCUCCUUGAUGUCCAAUCCCAUUGCUCUAGCGGUGCUUGCGUCGUCCUCAACACCAUGCUCAAGACUAGAGGCACGGAGCUUGUAGUUGACGUGGAUGAAAUGAUCGGUGCUAUUCAUUUCAAGCUGAUUAACAUUAGUUACCAGCAGACGCGUACUGGUACCCUGCGAGCCGUCCGUACACUGGCGUCCAACCACCUCUCCAACGUCGUGGAUACUCUGCUGAAAUAUCCCCUGCCCUAUGAUGCGCACAUACAAGACUGCUGGAAGUCAUUGGCCAGCGAUCCCGUCAUACUCAAGCAUCUGUUCGACAGCUUCAUGGAUACACUGACGAGGAACGUCCACUACGAAGAAAAGAUCGACCAUAAGACUAAGAAGACCAUCUCAAAGACGGCAAACGUCUCUCCCCUGACGAUCGUCCAUGCCUUGAUUGAGAUCCUUGCAGUGGAAGAGACAGAGGCUUCCCUGCGUGACCAGUUUCACCGCAUCUUUGCCACCUUGCUGAUCUACGUGGGCUCCUGCGUGGGGGUCAGGCCCCCCAACCCACCGGAGUCAGUCACGAAGGACGGAGCAAGCGGGAAAGACAAGAAAGCCAUGACCAAGGCCUACGCUGCCAUCAAGCCUUCCGUGGUUGCCGUGAAUGCUCUGAAGGCCCUGAUCCUCCGAGGUCAGGGGUCAGAGUUGAUCCAGUUCUUGGAGAGCGAGGGGGUAUGGGACAUGCUACAGGACACCGACAAGUACCAGGAUGGGGUCUCCAUCCUGGCUCAGGGCAUGGCCAAGCACAUGACAGGCUACAUCUCCAAGAUAGUCUCCUGUCUGAUCCCAACGCUAGCCAGUCUGUAUGAGCCUCAGAGGGUCGUGACUGCAGCUUUCUUAGCCGAAUUGGUGAACCAGAAAUGCGCCGGGGACAUGCAGUUGGUGGAGGACAUCAUGAAUAACUUGCUGGGUCGGAUGGUGGACUCGUGCCACGUCGUGCGCAUGCUGUGCAUCCGGGGUAUGGGCAACGUUGCCAGCCUGGGACCGCAACAGACCCAGAAGUAUUGCACCACGGUGCUGUCGGCCAUGAUGGCCGGAAUGGACGACAAGGAAGACACGGACGAUCAGAUUCUCCUGGAGUCUAUGACGGGCCUGUCUCGUAUCCUGGUCAAGAUUGACGAGUCCAACAUCAGACCCAUCCUGGUUAACAUUGCACUCAGGAUCAGGCCCUGCUUUGAAAAGGAUCGAGCCACGGUCAGAGCGGUGUCCUUCACUCUCUUCGGUAACCUGAGUCGGUUUGGGGACGGACCCUCCAAGCCCCCCUUCCUGGAGCAGAUCCACACCAACUUUGUCAGCCUCCUACUCCACCUCAACGACGAAGAUGAAGACGUCAAGAAAGCUUGUAAGUUUACGCUGAGAGAGGUCGGCCCCCUCAUCGGCUCGGAGUCCCUCAACAAGAUGUUUCAGAAGCACCUGCUGGACGAGGGAUCGCUGAACUACGGCGAGUUUAUGUUCAAUCUCUCCAAAGUCAUAAUUUCGGACUUCCUCCAGAAAGUCAACUUCUAUGUGAUGGCCAACGUGGGUUUCUUCAAGAGCUCGUGGCCGGACAUCCGGGGCAACGCGGCCAUGUUUGUGGGUUUCCUCCUGGGGAACUUGCCCGAGGCUAGCCACACACUCAUCACCAAGGAGCACGUCUGUGGGGCUCUUAUCCUACUGUUGAAGGAUCCGGACGCAGCAGUGAGGAUAAAAGCCUCCGAAGCCAUGAGCUUACUCCCCGAGUACUAAUCAGUGACCUUUGAACUCUGACCUGUCUGGCAGAGGUCAGAUUGUAAAUCAUGUGGUACUUGUUGACUCACUCCCUGAAUAUGCUUAUUAAUGACCUUUGAACUCUGACCUGUCUGGCAGAGGUCAGAUUGUCAAUCACGUGGUACUUGUUGACUCGCUCCCUGAAUAUACUCAUUAAUGACCUUUGAACUCUGACCUGCCUGGCAAAGGUCAGAUUGUCAAUCACGUGGUACUUGUUGACUCACUCCCUGAAUAUACUCAUUAAUGACCUUUGAACUCUGACCUGCCUGGCAAAGGUCAGAUUGUCAAUCAUGUGGUACUUGUUGACUCGCUCCCUGAAUAUACUCAUUAAUGACCUUUGAACUCUGACCUGCCUGGCAAAGGUCAGAUUUUCAAUCAUGUGUAAUCUGUUGGCUUACUCCCAGAGUACAAAUUUAUGACCUUUGAACUCUGACCUAGCUGGCAAAGCUCCGAUUGUCAUCACAUGUAAUCUGUCGGCUUACUCACAGAGUACAAAUUUAUGACCUUUGAACUCUGACCUGGCUGGCAAAGGUCAGACGGUCAAUCGUGCCCAACUGGUCAAAUCUGUCUUGUGAUCGCACAUAUCUGCAGGGAUGUGUUAGGGUUUAUGACCCAUGGUAAAGAUUCAUUCAUCAUUUCUAAGUUUAUUUAGUUGUCAUGGUCAUUCAAAUUAACAAUCGUCAAAUUUCUAAAUUUUGUUCAUGUACAUAGAUAUUUGGAAAAACAAUAUUUCGGGAAUUUGAAAAGAGUACUAAAUAUUAGAAACAGCAAAAAAGUAAUGAGUGAUUUUUUUGCUAUAAAGUAAUCAACAGCAAUACACUAAGCAAAAUGAGAAAAUAAUUUGGUUGAGACACGUUCAGGGGCCCAUGUGCAUGAACAAACACCCGACAAGCAAAUCUCAAAUCCACGUCACUUUGUCGACGUUCGAGGGUUCUCUCCUGGGAAGAAACGAAACGUUCAUUGGUUAAAAAAACCCUGUCAUUUAUGUGUCUUCCCCCCGAGGGGAAUCCAGUUGCAAACUAAUGGUAUCUACCUGCCGCAGUGUUGCACAGUGAACAUGUAAUCGUAGUGUUUGGUCAUUGUACGUGUGUCUGCUUUAAAAGCAAAUGUUUCUUGAACAUUUUUAAACUUAAAUACUAAAUUACGAGGGAUAAAAUUAGACAGAUUCACUUUCCUUUUUUGGGGUGGUGGGGAAGUUUUAGUUUUAUGGUUUUUGUCUCAAAAGAUGACAUCUUUCUCUUAUAUUAUAUUUUACUUCUUAAGUAUGUUAACAUUCCUAAAUCGUAUUGAAAAUCGAAGAAAUUUUUGACCGGACGUCGUAUUGGAGUACAUGUUAAACGUGAACUCUUCAAAAUGGGGAUUAAGCUAUGUUGCGUCCGGAUUACAUGGCUAUGGCUUGCAAUAAUACAUGUGGCUGUGGAAGCAAAUGAAGCCACUUCCCAUUGACACGUGUGCUACGACUAGCCGUAGCCAUGCAAUGUGGAUGCAGCCUCAGCUGCAGGGAGUUUGAUGUACUAUAGUCGGGUGUCCUCGAUGCCAAGGCCUGUGUCACAGUAGUGUAUUCCUUGGGGACAUGACUACGAUGUGUGAAUGUGCAAUCAGUGAACUUAAUGAAAAGUGAUUCCAAUAAAAAAGUUAAAAAUGUGUCUUGGUAUUAUAUAUAAAACAAGGAUUAAUGCAUAUAAAUGUUUCAGCCGUUGUGUAGUCUUUUUGGCCGUGCACAGCAAAAAAGUAACAAUAGUGAAUGCCAUGUGACUCACUCUCGGCCAAUCAAGAUGCAGAAUCUGUGGCUGAGGUGUUAUAAUGCACAAUAUUCCUUAGUUCCUUGUUCAAUAUGACACCAGUCAACAUUUGAAAAUAUUACACAGAAUAUGUUUGAUUUUUAAAUGCGGUGGUGAAAAAUAUAUAUUCCAUUUGUUAAAAGAAGAUAUACCUUUUUGGGAUAGAGAAUUUCUAAAUUUUGUUGUACUAAAUUAAAGAUACACAACAUGGAAUAAACGAUAACAAAUUAUUUUGCUUUUGCCGAACAUGGGAACAUAAAACACUUCAAAUUUUAAUAUUUUAUAAUUUGACAAUUGUGUUUAUGACAAACAAUAUAAUACAGUUGUUUUGCUCAACAUUAUGCAAAUAUAUGAUAUCUCAAUUAUAUCGUAGAACGUUAAAAGAAAUUUGAUUUUAUAACUUGCAUAAUAAGCGAUAAGCAAUCUAUGAAAUUAUGUAAAAAUGAUUAAAACAUUCUGAUGAGAAUUCAACUUGUUUUGAUUUUGACAAAGCAGCUUUGUAAUUAAAAAUAGAAGAGGUGGCAUUAUGUGGCAUUUGAUCAUGUUUAUAACUUCUUCAGUUAGAAAACUAUAAGUGGUGGGCAGCCGUGUUAGGCAGAAUCAAAUGG
Molecule: messenger RNA, 7660 nt
Organism: Patiria miniata (bat star)
Lineage: Eukaryota; Metazoa; Echinodermata; Asteroidea; Valvatida; Asterinidae
Gene: mroh1
Product: maestro heat-like repeat-containing protein family member 1
Exons: 38
Coding region: 175-5250 (1691 amino acids)
Cellular component (GO): cytoplasm
Source: RefSeq, a predicted model, not a curated record